ACUUUUUCAGAUGAUCAAUGAGAUAUCGCUCGUAACCAUGAAGCAAAGCAAAGCAAACUCGAAGCAUUCAAACAACGAAGGGACUCUUCAGUACGACAUUGAGAACAUGAUACUAUCCAUUGUUAAUAACAAACAGUUUAGCGAUCUAUCCAAAGAAUUUCGACAUGAAAUCAUUGUCGCUAUGGGGAAUUUAUUGAUGAGUAAAUGGGUAUCCCUUAAUCCCCAAACUUCUUUUGCCUCUAAAAGUGACACAAGAACCUUGAAUGAUAGUGAAAAAUGUUCGCCAAUUUUUUCCGCAUUUACACUUUCUGAAACAAAGUUCUCAUUAACAUGGGAUAGCAAGAGUUUGAUAAUUCAGCUUUUGGAAAAUAAUCCUGUGACACCAAAAGAAAAACUCGAACUUUAUCCUCCAGUUGAUGGAAUUUCAUGGGUUGAUAUAGAAAUCAGAAAAGAACGAUAUAGGGGUACCACGGGACGACUUAUGGGGACAGUGCCUCAGAUUCCGCCACCAUCGUCUAUACAGAAGAAUUUACACUGGACUAAAGAAAAAUAUACUUCAGAAGAAAACGUAAUUGAGGAUUGCCGUGAACAAAUUAUCAAUUGCAUAAACUCUAAUCCAAUAACAAUAAUCUCAGGACCUCCUGGAAUUGGAAAAACUACUUAUUUGCCUCAGAUUUUAGUAGAUGAGUGCUACAUGCAAAGUCAUCGUUGUCGUAUAAUAUGCUCCCAACCAUAUCGUCUGUAUGCCCAUAUUAAUGCUGAUCGUUUAGCACAAAUACGAGGGGAAACAACUGGUCAAACAGUCGGGUAUCAAAUUCGACUGGAAUCUAAGGUUUCUCUUAAAACUUUGUUGACGUUUUGUACACAUGGAGUGCUACUGAGGACAAUAUGUGCAGAUUCAAGAAUUAUGGCUGGUAUCACACAUAUCAUAGUAGAUGAAAUAGAAGAUGACGAAAUACCGGAAAACUUACAUUUAACAAAACUGCAAAACACUGACGCUAAACUAAUGAUGUCUACAGACAGUAAUGGUGAAACAGAUAAAUCAUGGCGUGCUGAUAAUCCAGAAGUAGGCUAUGGGAUUUUGUUGGCAAUUAUACCUUCUCUUUUGACUCAGUACCAGCAUUUAAAAGUGAUUCUUGUUGUUAAUUCUCGCAUGUAUACGCACGAUUUUUGUCACAAAAACAUACUUAGUGAGAUUAGAAAUCCAAUGAAUUUGAUAAACGCUCCAAACUCUGUUCCGAUAACCUACUGUGAAAUUCAGAAUACUACUGCACAACACAAAUAUGAGAUUUCAUCUAUAAAUUUUAAAGGUCAAGCACGACAGAAGUUCAAUUUAAUUGAUAAUGGCUUCGACAAACUCACUUCAGUUUCAUCACAUUCAAUAGAUAAUAACCCUUCUCCUGAUUUUACGGCAAAGGAUAGACCACCGAUCGCAAAAAUACAGAAUAAUAUAUCAUCUGAAAAUGUAGUCUAUAAACAAUUACAGGGUUUUAGUAAGUACUAUAAUGGAGCUCCAAUAAUUAGUAUACCGUACCGUGCAAAACAAGUAAGAGUUUAUCAUCUAGAAGAUAUUUUAGAAUGGACUGAUUAUUCAACGUCACGAAUGAAUGAAGCAUUAGCGUGUAUGGACCAAGAUGUUGUACGCUGUCGUUAUAUGUAUUUUUGGCUUACAACUAAGGAAUUUGAUAAAUAUAUUCCAUGUGCGUAUCACAUUAUUACAACUGACGAUGCAAAUACAGUCAGUAUGGUUGAAGACAAAACAUUCAAUACAUCCGUGUCUAAUGCCGUACCAAAGAAACCUCGAGUACUUCCUGAAGUUCAUGCUGUAUCAUAUUUGAAAUAUGAUCAAAUAUUGAAUCAAACAGACGACUGUGCAGAGGUUUAUUCAACAGAUUUUGCAAACAAACACGCAAAUAACUUACUAUGGAGUAUUUGGCUUCAUACAGUUCUUGACCUCAAUAGAAACGAAUUAAAUAAACAACAUAUGAAGAAAAUAAAUGAAAUGGAAUUCACUGAGGUGAAAAAUUCAUGUCUGACAAAUUUACUUCAGUGUAUUCUAGCUGGCUGGAUUUCUGUUGAUUACGAACACUCGAAUUCUGGAUUGACUCCAAUGAUGGUGUGUUCUGCUGGUGGUCUCCUAGAGGCUGUUAAAUGUCUAUUGAAUCAUGGAGCUGAUCCAUUUCUGCGUGUGGCUAUGCCUUACGAACCUUUAAUUGGACUAGCUCGUAAGCAAUGUGAAGAUUUCAAACUUUUUGGUCCAAAGAAUCGAAAAAUCUCAAUCAAAGAUGAAAAUUACACUACCGUAGGAGUUACAGCUUAUGAUUUAGCUUGUAUAUUCGAUAACAACGAAGUUGCAAACUUAUUGAAAACAUAUAUGAUUAAUUCAAGCCUUCGAUACGAGCCUGAAAACUGGGAGGCUAUACUUCUAAGAUUUGGAUCUUGGUUUCAAAGUCCGAUAGGCAGAUCACAAUUUGAUGAUUGUACUUUCAACGAUCACCAACCAUUCGCAACUGAUUUAGAUAGUUUUGGAGAAACAAAAGUAUUAACGAAUUCCCUGAAUUUCCGUUACAAAUUACUUUCAUCCUAUCAAUCAGCUAGAAACAAUAUGGAGCCAGAAACGGUAGUGGAUUAUGAUCUUCUAACGGCAUUAAUUGUGAAAAUCGACAGUUCGUUACCAAGAGGUGUAAUAUUAAUAUUUCUACCAUCAUAUGAAGAGAUUAUAACACUACGAGGACGAUUACUGGAUCCUGACACUUCUCCAUGGAAAUCGUCAGAAAAUCCCUUAAUAUUUAUUAUUCACCCUCGAAUGCUUGUUGCUGAUUUGAAAAUUAUAUAUGCUCAGUCUUCACGUUCGCACCGUAAAUUAAUACUUUCGUCAAGUAUCGCAGAGACAUCCAUGACGUUUGAUGAUGUCGUUUAUAUUAUUGACUGUGGAUUGAACUGUGUGGAGGAGUUCCUUGAUUGGACUCAAACCACAUCUCUAAGAAACCAAUGGAUUUUAAAGUCAAACGCAAUUCAAAGAAUGUCGAGAGUUGGAAAAAACAUAAACGGAGUGUGUUUUCGUUUGUACAGUAGUUUACGCUACAGUUUUCUUUCUGAACAAAGACAUGGAAGUCUAAGUGGACAUGUUGUUGAAGAAAUGGAUAUAUUGGACACUUUUGAAGAAUUAACUGAAUUGGGUUAUCAUAUUUGUGACAUGUCUAUACCACCUCGUUAUGCUAAAAUGGUUCUAUUCAGCGUUGUAUUAAAAUGCCUUGAUCCAAUUCUUACAAUUGCAUGCAUACUGUCGUACACGGAGCCAUAUGUUUCUUAUUCAAAUGGUUUAUUACAUUGA
Molecule: messenger RNA, 3334 nt
Organism: Schistosoma bovis
Lineage: Eukaryota; Metazoa; Platyhelminthes; Trematoda; Strigeidida; Schistosomatidae
Source: the annotation of a GenBank genome assembly